CUCAUCUCUUACUAUAGCUCAUUAAAAAUUUCAACCUUAUAUAUUUCAAGCAUACUAAGAGAUGGGAGAAGAGUACCAUAUGGACUCGGUGCCAUUAAAUCACCGAAAACAAACAACCAACCGACACUCCUACACUAAUUCAGGGGAUACUGUAAUUGAAGGUCUUGCUGGAGUGCAAGGAAACUACGGAGAAACUGAAGUAAAUGCUGUAAACAUCGAAGAUGCCAUUGGGGAAUACGAGACUCUCAAAAGGGAGUUAACCACACUCAGUCGCAAAACAACAAACACUGGAAAACUCGAAGAAGGUGUUGCACAAUCAGAAGAAUUUAACCUUGACGAGUUCUUGCACGGUGUGUCUGACGAGUCUGACAAGGCCGGACACACCAAGAAGCAUCUUGGUGUUAUAUGGAGAGACCUUACUGUUAAGGGUGUCGCUGCCGAGGCUCACACGAUUUUCACUGUCGCCAGUUUCCCUAUAGCAAUCUUCAAUAUGUGGAAGCUUUUGUUAAAAAAGCCUGAGGUCCCUCAAAAGGUCAUUCUCCGCAACAACACUGGCUUUUGUAAAGAUGGCGAGAUGUUGCUCGUUCUUGGGCGCCCUGGUGCCGGUUGUACCACCCUUCUCAAAAUCAUCUCUAACUUGCGCGGAUCAUACACAAGUAUCGACGGCGACGUCUCUUACGGAGGUAUCGAUCCUGGAACUUUCUUCAACAAAUACAGAGGCCAAGUUUGCUACAACGAAGAAGAAGAUCAGCAUUACCCCACUCUCACUGCCAAGCAGACCCUUCAAUUUGCUUUACGUACAAAGAUCCCCGGAUCCCGCCUUCCUGACGAAACUAGACAUGAUUUUGUUAACCGCGUUCUCUACAUGCUCGGAAACAUGCUCGGUUUGACCAAGCAGAUGAACACUAUGGUCGGCAAUGCCUUUGUCCGUGGUCUCUCUGGUGGUGAGCGUAAGCGUCUCUCUAUCGCAGAACAAAUGACAACAUCUAGCUCCAUCAACUGUUGGGAUUGCUCUACUCGUGGUCUCGAUGCCGCAUCUGCUCUCGAUUUCGUUCGUUCCCUUCGUAUCAUGACAGAUGUUCUCAACAAGACUACCGUCGCCACCCUUUACCAGGCUUCCAACAGCAUCUUUAACCUCUUCGACAAGAUUAUCCUUCUUGAUGAUGGUUACUGUCUUUACUUCGGUCCAGUUGAACAGGCCAAGCCAUACUUUGAACAAAUGGGUUUCUUCUGCCCCGCUCGUAAAUCAACCCCCGAUUUCUUGACUGGUAUCUGUAACCCAUUGGAGCGUGAGUUCCAGCCUGGAUGUGAGAACACCGUUCCACAGUUUGCCCACGAGUUUCAAGAACGUUACCUUGGAUCCAACAUCUACAGGUCUAUGAUGACCGAGUUGGAUCAGUAUGAAAACUCCCUCAAGGCCGACAACCAGGCUGAUGCCUUCAAGCAAGCCAUGGACGAAGAACACCAGAAACGUGCCCCAACAAAGAGUCCUUAUAUUGCUUCCUUUUAUCAGCAAGUCAGAGCUCUCCUAAUCCGUCAAUACUAUCUCCUAAUCAAGGAUAAGGGUGCCUUGAUAUCUCGCUAUGGUACCAUUCUCAUACAAUCUCUUAUCACAUCCUCCUGCUUCUACAAUCUUCCCUUGAACGGUACUGGUGCUUUCUCUCGUGGAGGUGCCAUUUUCUUUGCUGUCCUAUUCAAUGCUUUCAUUGCUCAAACCGAACUUGUCCGAUUCUUGAUGGGUCGUCCUGUCCUGGAGAAACAUAAGCAAUAUGCUCUCUAUCGUCCUUCUGCGUUCUACAUUGCUCAAGUUAUCAUGGAUGUUCCAUAUGCACUUGUUCAGGUUGCACUUUAUUCCGUAUGCUCCUACUUCAUGACAGGUCUUAACUUGACAGCUGGAAAGUUCUUUACUUUCUUCGUUCUUUUGUUCUUCAUCAACAUGACCAUGAAUGGUUUCUUCCGUAUCUUCGGUGCUAUUACCAGCAGUUUCUUCCUUGCCUCCCAGCUUGCUGGUUUUAUGCUUGUCGCUGUUGUUGCUUAUGUCGGAUAUUCUAUUCCAUACCCCAAGAUGCACCCAUGGCUUUACUGGAUUUACUGGGCCAAUCCCCUGUCCUAUGGCUACAAGGCUCUUUUGAUUAACGAGAUGAACGGACAGACCUACUCCUGCGAUAGUCCCGGAAACUCUGUUCCUUAUGGCCCUGGCUACGACAACUGGGAAAACAAGGUGUGCACUAUGGUCGGCGGUAUUCCAGGUGAAAGCUUCGUCAAGGGUGAAUCCUAUCUCCUCCAGGCAUUGACUUACAGACCCUGGGAAGCCUGGGCGCCUGAUUUUAUUGUCGUCGUUGCCUUCUUCUUGUUGUUCACUGCCAUUUGUGCUCUUGCUAUGGAAUACGUUGAUUCCAGCAAUGGCGGAAACACUACCAAGUUCUACAUCCCCGGAAAAGCCCCCAAGCCCCGUACCGACGAGGAAGAAAACGAACGUCGUAGACGACUUGCCAAGAUCACCGAUGAAAUGGAUGGUAUCUCUACUGGAACCACUUUCUCAUGGCAAGAUAUCAAGUAUACCGUCCCCGUCAAGGGUGGCAAGCUUCAACUUCUGAACGGUAUUAACGGUAUUGUCAAGCCCGGCCAUCUUACUGCUCUCAUGGGAUCUUCUGGUGCAGGAAAGACCACUCUCUUGGAUGUUCUCGCUCGCAGAAAGACCACUGGUGUUGUCGAGGGCGAUGUUUUCCUCAACGGCGAAGCACUUAUGAACGAUUUUGAACGUAUUACUGGUUACUGUGAACAAAUGGAUAUCCAUCAGCCCGCUGUCACUGUCCGCGAAGCCCUCCGUUUCUCUGCUUACCUUCGUCAGGAUGAGUCUGUGCCCAAGGCCGAGAAGGAUGAAUAUGUCGAGAAGAUUAUCCAAUUGCUCGAGAUGGAAGAUAUUUCUGACGCUCAGAUUGGUAUGGUCGAAUACGGUAUCGGUAUCUCUGUCGAAGAACGCAAGCGUCUCACCAUUGGUAUGGAAUUGGUCGGUAAACCCCAAUUGUUGUUCUUGGAUGAGCCCACUUCCGGUCUUGAUGCCCAAAGUUCCUUCAACAUUAUUCGUUUCAUUCGCAAGCUCGCUGAUGCUGGUUGGCCCGUUCUCUGCACAAUCCAUCAACCUUCGGCAAUUCUGUUUGGCCAUUUCGAUCAUCUCUUGUUGCUUGUCCGUGGUGGCAAAACUGCUUACUAUGGUGAGAUUGGUCCCGAUGCCCGCACAAUGAUCAACUACUUUGAGUCCAACGGUGGCCCCGCCUGUCAUCCCGAAGCCAAUCCUGCUGAGUACAUUCUUGAGGUUGUUGGUGCCGGUACUGCUGGAAAGGCUACCCGUGACUGGUCUGAUGUCUGGGCUGAAUCCAAGGAAUCCAAGGAGCUCAAUGAUGAACUUUCAGAAAUCAACAAAACUGCUAACAAGAACCCUACUCGGGAAGCACGUACUUAUGCCACCUCUGCCUGGACACAGUUCAAGUUGGUUCACAACAGAAUGGCCUUGGCUUACUGGCGUGCCCCCGAUUACAAUUUUGGCCGUUUCCUCAACCUUGUCUUGACUGCCCUGAUUAACGGUUUUACUUACUGGAAACUUGGAUCUUCUUCUUCAGACAUGCAAAACAAGCUUUUCGCUUUGUUCAGUACUUUCAUCAUGGCGAUGACUCUUAUUAUUCUUGCCCAACCCAAGUUCAUGACUGAGCGUCUCUUCUUCCGCAGAGAAUAUGCAUCUCGUUACUACAGUUGGUUCCCAUGGGGUAUUUCUACUGUCCUUGUUGAAAUUCCAUAUGUUUUCGUAUUUUCCGCUUUCUUCAUGUUCUGCUUCUACUGGACUGCUGGUAUGAGCACCGCAUCCGAGGCAGGUGGUUACUUCUACAUCAUGUUUGUUUUCCUCGUUCUCUGGGCCGUCUCUCUUGGUUUCGUCAUUGCUGCUGCUUCCGAGCUCCCAACUAUGGCCGCUGUUAUCAACCCUCUGAUUAUGUCUUUGCUUAUUCUUUUCUGUGGCCUUAUGCAGCCCGAAUCUGCUAUGCCUACAUUCUGGAGAAAGUGGAUGUACUGGGUUGAUCCUUUCCACUACUACAUCGAAGGUCUUGCGGUGAAUGAACUUGAGCAUCUCAAGGUUACAUGUACAGACAACGAUCUUCUCAGAUUCUCUCCUCCCGCUGGUCAGACCUGUGGCGAGUACAUGACCAACUAUUUCUCCUACGGUGGUUUCGGAUACAUCGCCAACCCCGAUGCCAUGCUGCCUGAACAGUGCGGCUAUUGUACUUAUAGCUCUGGUGCCGAGUAUUACUCUGGCGUUUACGGCUGGGAUGCCGCCCACAAGUGGCGCAACGUCGGUAUCAUUGCCGCUUACUUUGUCUUCAACGUCCUUGCCUUCCUUGGCUUGGUUUACUGGAACAGAAAGGGCAGACGAUAAAUUAAUACUUCCUAUACUUCCUAUAUUUCAUAUACUUGUUAAGCUUGUUUGAUUUUUUUUCUUUCGUAUCAUACUACCCAUACUCAUGUCUACUUUAUAUCUGCUUAAUUCAGUAUAUUAUAAUAUUAUUUUUAUCAACUUUCUUCCUAUUAAAAAGAAGAUAAUCUGCAUUGUUCUUUUUAUUUGUACAUACUAGAGAAACAUAUUAUAAUAAAAAGAAUCAUUUAUUUUUAUCAAUU
Molecule: messenger RNA, 4665 nt
Organism: Phycomyces blakesleeanus NRRL 1555(-)
Lineage: Eukaryota; Fungi; Mucoromycota; Mucoromycetes; Mucorales; Phycomycetaceae
Exons: 5
Coding region: 62-4426 (1454 amino acids)
Biological process (GO): transmembrane transport
Cellular component (GO): membrane
Molecular function (GO): ATP hydrolysis activity; ATP binding; ABC-type transporter activity
Source: RefSeq, a predicted model, not a curated record